CACUGCUCAGCGGUGCUGGGGCUGGCGCGGCUUGAGCAGCCGCCGCACUGACAGCUCGGUCUGCGGACCAUGGAGACCGGCGCCGGCCCAUAUCCGCUGCGCCUGUUCGUUUGCCUGAUGCCGCUCUGUCUGGCGUUGCUUUUGGGACCAGGGAGGCCCGGGACCGCUGAGGAAGUUAUCCUCCUGGAUUCCAAAGCCUCCCAGGCUGAGCUGGGCUGGACUGCACUGCCAAGUAAUGGGUGGGAGGAGAUCAGCGGCGUGGACGAGCAUGACCGUCCCAUCCGCACAUAUCAGGUGUGCAACGUGCUGGAGCCCAACCAGGACAACUGGUUGCAAACUGGCUGGAUCAGCCGUGGCCGCGGGCAGCGCAUCUUCGUGGAGCUGCAGUUCACGCUGCGCGACUGCAGCAGCAUCCCGGGCGCCGCUGGCACCUGCAAGGAGACUUUCAACGUCUACUACCUGGAAACAGAGGCUGACCUGGGUCGCGGGCGUCUCCGAGCAGGUGGCAGCCGGCCCCGCAAGAUCGAUACAAUCGCGGCAGAUGAGAGCUUCACGCAGGGCGACCUGGGAGAGCGCAAAAUGAAGCUGAACACAGAGGUGCGAGAGAUCGGUCCGCUCAGCCGGCGGGGUUUCCACCUGGCCUUUCAGGACGUGGGCGCAUGCGUGGCGCUGGUCUCCGUGCGCGUCUACUACAAGCAGUGCCGCGCCACCGUGCGGGGCCUGGCAGCGUUCCCGGCCACCGCGGCCGAGAGCGCCUUCUCCACGCUGGUGGAGGUGACGGGAACGUGCGUGGCGCACUCAGAAGGGGAGCCCGGCAGCCCCCCGCGCAUGCACUGUGGCGCUGAUGGUGAGUGGCUGGUGCCCGUGGGCCGCUGCAGCUGCAGUGCGGGAUUCCAGGAACGUGGUGACAUCUGUGAAGCCUGUCCCCCAGGGUUUUACAAGUUGUCCUCGCGCCGGCUGCUCUGCUCCCCGUGCCCAGAGCACAGCCGGGCCCUGGAAAACGCCUCCACCUUCUGCGUGUGCCAGGACAGCUACGCGCGCUCGCCCACCGACCCGCCCUCGGCCUCCUGCACCCGGCCGCCGUCGGCGCCACGGGACCUGCAGUACAGCCUGAGCCGCUCGCCGCUGGCGCUGAGGCUGCGCUGGCUGCCGCCGGCCGACUCGGGCGGCCGCUCGGACGUCACGUACUCGCUGCUGUGCCUGCGCUGCGGCCGCGAGGGCCCGGGGGGCGCGUGCGAGCCGUGCGGGCCGCGGGUGGCCUUCGUGCCGCGCCAGGCCGGGCUGCGGGAGCGCGCCGCCACGCUGCUCCACCUGCGGCCCGGGACGCGCUACACCGUGCGCGUGGCGGCGCUCAACGGCGUGUCGGGCCCGGCUGCCGCCGCGGGAGCCACCUACGCGCAGGUCACCGUGUCCACGGGGCCCGGGGCGCCUUGGGAGGAGGAUGAGAUCCGCAGGGACCGAGUGGAGCCCCAGAGUGUGUCUCUGUCGUGGCGGGAGCCCAUCCCCGUCGGAGCUCCGGGGGCCAAUGGCACGGAGUACGAGAUCCGAUACUACGAGAAGGGUCAGAGUGAGCAGACUUACUCCACGGUGAAGACAGGGGCACCUGCGGUCACUGUCACCAACCUGAAGCCGGCUACCCGCUACGUCUUUCAGAUCCGGGCGGCUUCCCCAGGACCCUCCUGGGAGACCCAGAGCUUCAAUCCCUCCAUCGAAGUGCAGACCCCGGAGGCUGCCUCAGGGUCCAGAGACCACAACCCUGCGGUGGUCGUCACCGUGGUGACUGUCUCAGCCCUCCUCGUCCUGGGCUCCGUGAUGAGCGUGCUGGCCAUGUGGAGGAGGCCCUGCCCCUAUGGCAAAGGAGGUCAGGACGCCCACGAUGAGGAGGAGCUGUAUUUCCACUUCAAAGUCCCAACACGCCGCACAUUCCUAGACCCCCAGAGCUGUGGGGACCCUCUGCAGGCUGUUCAUCUGUUUGCCAAGGAGUUGGAUGCAAAAACCGUCACCCUGGAGAGGAGCCUCGGAGCAGGGCGGUUCGGGGAGCUGUCCCUCGGCUGCCUGCAGCUCCCUGGCCGCCAGGAACUCCCCGUGGCCGUGCACAUGCUCAGGGACGGCUGCUCUGACUCCCAGAGGCUCAGCUUCCUGGCUGAGGCCCUCACAGUGGGCCAGUUCGACCACAGCCACAUCGUGAGGCUGGAGGGUGUGGUCACCCGAGGAAGCACCUUGAUGAUUGUCACUGAGUACAUGAGCCACGGGGCCCUGGAUGGCUUCCUGCGGCGGCAUGAAGGCCAGCUGGCAGCUGGCCAGCUGUUGGGGCUGCUGCCUGGGCUGGCGUCAGCCAUGAAGUAUCUAUCGGAAAUGGGCUACGUUCACCGGGGCCUGGCGGCCCGCCGUGUGCUGGUCAGCAGCGGCCUUAUCUGCAAGAUCUCUGGCUUUGGGCGGGGCCCCCGAGACCGAGCAGAGGCCGUCUAUACCACCAUGAGCGGCCGGAGCCCAGCGCUGUGGGCCGCCCCUGAGACCCUUCAGUUCGGACACUUCAGCUCUGCCAGUGACGUGUGGAGCUUCGGUGUCGUCAUGUGGGAGCUGAUGGCCUUUGGGGAGCGGCCCUACUGGGAUAUGUCUGGCCAAGACGUGAUCAAGGCGGUGGAGGACGGCUUCCGGCUGCCCCCGCCCAGGAAUUGCCCCACCCCCCUACACCGGCUGAUGCUUGACUGCUGGCAGAAGGACCCUAGCGAGCGGCCCAGGUUCUCCCAGAUCCACAGCCUCCUGAGCAAGAUGGUACAGGACCCAGAGCCCCCGAAGUGUGCCACAACCACCUCUCCCAGACCCCCCACCCCCCUGGCGGACCGCGCCUUCUCUGUCUUCCCAUCCUUCGGCUCCGUGGGUGCAUGGCUGGAGGCCCUGGACCUGGGCCGCUACAAGGACAGCUUCACUGCCGGUGGCUACGGGAGCCUGGAGGCCGUGGCUGCCAUGAAUGCCCAGGACCUGGUAAACCUGGGCAUCUCGUCGGCAGAACAUCGAGAGGCCCUCCUCAGCGGGAUCAGCGCCCUGCGGGCAUGUGUGCUCCAGCUGCAAGGCCAGGGGGUGCAGGUGUGAGCUGCGCCGGCCCUUGGGGGCCAGGACGACCCCAGCCCUCACAGGGACCCUGGCCCGCCGCGCCCCGGCGGGGUCGGAGUGAGCGCGUGUUCCCUGCAUUCGGGGCCUGGAGCGUGUCUGGGACCACAGUUCCCCUCCUUUCACUGCCUACUCCUCCCAUUUUCCCUGGUCUGGACCCCUUGGCUGACUCAGCCCCCCUGGCCAGAGGGUUCACAUCCCUGGGGAGAACCUCCGAGAUAACACAGGGGAAAAUGCAAGGUCCCAGAGACCAUGGCGGGUGGGACGGAGAGGGAAGAUGUAGCUUUAAAUUGC
Mustela lutreola (European mink) is the source of this 3405-nucleotide messenger RNA. It is a transcript of the gene EPHA10, whose product is annotated as EPH receptor A10. Gene Ontology annotation, cellular component: plasma membrane; neuron projection. The record is from RefSeq and is a predicted model, not a curated record. Bases 70 to 3093 code for a protein of 1007 amino acids. The transcript has 17 exons. Gene Ontology annotation, molecular function: protein binding; ATP binding; transmembrane-ephrin receptor activity. Gene Ontology annotation, biological process: axon guidance; cell surface receptor protein tyrosine kinase signaling pathway; protein phosphorylation. Lineage: Eukaryota; Metazoa; Chordata; Mammalia; Carnivora; Mustelidae.